CAAGAGGGGCCACAGUUGCAAGAGGCGCAGCCCGCAGCAGCCGCAUCCCGGACCCCCGGCUUGGCAGCGCUUCUCCGCCCCGCGCUUAAAUGAUGUAUUUUGUGAUCGCGGCAAUGAAAGCUCAAAUUGAAAUUAUUCCAUGCAAGAUCUGUGGAGACAAAUCAUCAGGAAUCCAUUAUGGUGUCAUUACAUGUGAAGGCUGCAAGGGUUUUUUUAGGAGGAGUCAGCAAAGCAAUGCCACCUACUCCUGCCCUCGCCAGAAGAACUGUUUGAUUGAUCGAACUAGUAGAAACCGCUGCCAGCACUGUCGAUUACAGAAAUGCCUUGCAGUAGGGAUGUCUCGAGAUGCCGUGAAGUUCGGUCGGAUGUCCAAAAAACAGAGGGACAGCUUAUACGCGGAAGUGCAGAAGCACCGAAUGCAGCAGCAGCAGCGAGAUCACCAACAGCAGCCUGGAGAGGCCGAGCCCCUGACCCCCACGUACAACAUCACCCCCAACGGGCUCACGGAGCUUCACGACGACCUCAGUAAUUACAUCGACGGGCACACACCCGAAGGGAGCAAAGCAGACUCUGCAGUUAGCAGCUUCUACUUGGACAUCCAGCCUUCUCCAGAUCAGUCGGGCCUCGACAUUAAUGGAAUCAAACCGGAACCGAUAUGUGACUACACACCAGCGUCGGGCUUCUUCCCUUAUUGUUCUUUUACGAAUGGAGAGACCUCUCCGACUGUAUCCAUGGCGGAAUUAGAACACCUUGCACAGAAUAUAUCGAAAUCACAUAUGGAAACUUGCCAAUACUUGAGAGAGGAAUUGCAACAGAUAACAUGGCAGACUUUCCUACAGGAGGAGAUUGAGAACUAUCAGAACAAGCAGAGGGAAGUAAUGUGGCAGCUAUGCGCAGUCAAAAUAACAGAAGCUAUACAGUACGUUGUGGAGUUUGCCAAACGCAUUGAUGGAUUCAUGGAACUGUGUCAAAAUGAUCAAAUUGUGCUUUUAAAAGCAGGCUCUUUAGAGGUGGUGUUUAUCAGAAUGUGCCGUGCCUUUGACUCCCAAAAUAACACCGUGUACUUUGAUGGGAAGUAUGCUAGCCCAGAUGUAUUCAAAUCAUUAGGUUGCGAAGACUUUAUUAGCUUUGUUUUUGAAUUUGGAAAGAGUUUGUGUUCUAUGCACCUUACUGAAGAUGAGAUUGCAUUGUUUUCUGCAUUUGUUUUAAUGUCUGCAGAUCGCUCAUGGCUUCAGGAGAAGGUAAAAAUAGAAAAACUCCAACAGAAAAUUCAACUAGCCCUUCAGCAUGUCCUCCAGAAGAAUCACCGAGAAGAUGGAAUACUAACAAAGUUAAUAUGCAAAGUGUCUACAUUAAGAGCACUGUGUGGACGACAUACAGAAAAGCUUAUGGCAUUUAAAGCAAUAUACCCAGACAUUGUGCGAAUUCAUUUUCCUCCAUUAUACAAGGAGUUGUUCACUUCAGAAUUUGAGCCAGCGAUGCAAAUUGAUGGGUAAAUGUAUCACCUAAGCACUUCUAGAAUGUCUGAAGUACAAACAUUAAAAAAAAAACCACAAAAAAAUUAAUCAAGACACUUUAUACGGCCCUGCGCAGACCUGGAGAGCCAACACACUGCACAUCUUUUGGUGGUCGGGGUCAGGCAAAGGAGGGGAAACAAUGAAACAAAUAAAAGUUGAACUUGUUUUUCUCAUGCAUAUGAUUUCCAUUAUGCCUACAGAUACGGACCCUUUUUCUGUCUUGACGUCUCGAUCUCAGACCUCUGUUUACACAGAAUGAGGGUAUUAAGUCAGAAGAUUUCCUUUUUCUUGUAGUUCACUGCCCACAGACUUUCUACAGAGUAACCAAACUGUCAAUAAGAGCAGAGAGUCCAGUAGUAAUCGGUGACUGGUGUGCAUAGCAGAGGUUUCGGCGUUCGUUUGCACAACUUGCUCAUUGUUUCAUGAAGGAAGAAUUUUUUUUUUCACCUACUAUUUCCAGUAGGCAGGAUGGCACGAAGAGUCCAUAGCAAUAGCAACAAUAGCAUUAUAAUAUAUUACAGGGUAAAUGGGCAUGAAGACUAUAUAUAGCUAAAGAGAUAUUGUUUAUAUAUUGUUUUAAUUAAUAUAAAAUGUAGUUACUGGUAUAGCUUUUCUUGUUGACUUGAUAAGGCACUUUCAUUUUGCACCUUUUUCUUUAAAUUAAAUGCUAGCGUGUCAUUGUUGUGUCGCAUGUGCACCAGAAAUACAAGUUUAACUGAAAAAGGUUUGGAAGGUACGUUGGGAGGUAUUUAUGCUGCUGUUUUCAAAAUUACUCUGAAACGAAUGGCUGGUCAUAUCUGGAAAUAAUUACCUUGAUUUUCAUACCAGAAUUAAGGUCAGAAAUGGAAAGAUUUCCAAAUUAGGAUUUGCCUUUUGAAAGGUUCACUAAGCAAAUGUGUUUAUGCUUCAUAUAAAGUGUAAAUGCAGCUAUCCAUGAGAUAACUAUGAGUUUAAACAGACAUGCCAAUGGUUAAAUAAUUUCCUGACUGGAAAGACACCAGAAAGUUGCAGUUCUCAGUAGAUUUAUCUACACAUCCCCCCCAUUAAUUGUCUUUGACCUAGAACAAGUCAAUAAUAAGAAUAUUGAAAUAUAGCUUUUUCUAAAGGAACAAAUCGGUAUACAGGAAGCAUGCUUCCCUGUAUGUAUGUGUGUAUGUAUGUUUGGUAUAAUCUGGAUACCAUGAGACCAUACCACAGAAUGAGGUCUAGGUUUAAUAUCCUUAUAUUUGGAAAAUCCUCAAAUUUAUUUCAUUCUUUAUUUUACAAACAAUGAAAAAUGGCAUCAAAUAUUGAACUCAUUUCUGGCUUAUUUAAUUUUGCUGCACAAGGUAAAACUUUAAAAAAAAAUUAAGCUGAUGCUUACUGCACACGUUUACUCUUCUGUUUAUCUUCAGUUGUUGCAGGGUGUUAUGUAACUUGUUGUGGUGAAUAUUGAAAAGACCUUUUGGUUUUUGUGUUGGGUUGGAGAGAAGGGUUGUGGAUUGGAGAGAAGAGGUCAACAACUUCCUUCAAAAAAUAAUAAUUUUUAUUUUUGAAGAUGCUGAAGUUUAGUUUCAAAACUGGAGAGCCAUUCAUAGACGUGAUUUUAGUUAUUCAAAUAUCAUCCCAAAUUCCAAAAUAUGCAAUAUAAUCCAUGCCCUCCCCCACCAUUUUCACUCUGUCUCAAUUUGGCUCUUCCCCAAUUGUUCUGCAGCUGCCAAGCUGCAUAUUUUCAUUCUGUUUUUUUCCUCAGAAUGGAGUGAAAGAACAUUAUAAAAUACAACUGAGAACCAAAUGUGUCACAGGUUAUGUGCAUUUCCAACUUGGAUCCGAAAGCUAGGAAAAAUGUCAAAGCACAGUCUGGAAGGAACAAGAAAUUCAGGUGUCAUGGGAAGCCUUGAUUUUAUAGCAACCUGGCCAGGCUUGGGCAAAGAUUAACCAUCCAAGCUAACUUCUCGGCCUCCUUGCUCCUCCGCCCUCCAUCACUGCAAAGGGAGUUGGAGAGCCAGAGUUUAAGACACUUUUGUUUGCUUCUGAGGAAAAUUGCUUUGAAUUUUUGAAAGGCUUUCCAGAACCCUUCCAAAGGUCGUACUGUAUUUGCUUCAGACCAUAACAGGGAGGACUCUAGAGCAACAAGCCCCACUUUAAAGUGAAUGGCAAACCUUUCUUUUCCUUCCCCGACUGUUUUAUCAAAUGCUCCCUGUGGAAUACUGUUACUGAUUGCAUUCUCUGUAGCCUACCUGGACUUGAGAUAAUUUAUUCAAUUUAUGAUGACUCACCGAAACCCAUUUUCUCUCCUGUCCUUGUUAUGUAGCUUUUCGGAAUGUUUUUAGAAAGACGAUAUUUUUGCUUCUCAGUGGGUCUUUAUGAAACCCACAUGACAGUUUAAAUAAGCAUAUUUUUUACGAAAGGACAUAGUAUUAGGUGAUAAAAUGAAAUCCCUGUUUCCUAACUGGUUCAUAGAUUUAUGGGUACUUUAAAAAAAUAAAACAUACAAGCAACAGUAAAUACCCAGUGCUUUUCAUAUAGAGAUUGACAAUCAAAAUAUAGUAUUUCUUUGGGAAAUAAGUGUUACUCCCACCACCCGUCAUUUGAAUCAUAGCACCUUUAAAAAGCAAUAGUAAAUGUGCUCUUCAAAGAUUACAGAUUUUUGAAAUUGUCCUAUGAAUUUAUUAUGUUUUCUAAAGAAUGAUUUUUUCCUUUGUUGUCAAGUUAUCCUGAUCUAUCUACUAAAUUUGGGGGUAGUGGGGGAUGUUUUAUUAAGGCAUAUUAACUUUUUUUAACCAAAGCUUUUCUGAAUAUGACCAGCCUCAGGUGCUAGUGCUUUAAAGAGCAACUAAACUUAAUUUCAGUGUCCAUUGGCAAGAUAAUAAGUUAAUCUUCUCGAAGGGUGAGAGAGAUGUUUAGCACAAAUAAGGGUUCCCCUGGUAAAAAUGAAUUUAGUGUGUACCUAAUGUAAACACGUUGCUCUACUCUCAAUAGUAAUCACAUAACCGUGCCGUUGCUCUUAGAGGAAAGUUUGGAGUUAAAUUGAGUUACCUUAAUGAUGCUCUUCAGUCUUUUUGAGAGAGGGGUCUCAAUUUUAUGAGCAGGGCAUAUUGAUUGUAUAGGAAAAAAAAUACUAGGCAUGUUCUGUUAAAUAGAGGAACUCGUAUUAGGAUCUAAAACCAGAAACUCAGUAAUCUGUUCAGUUGAAAAAUAUCAUCAUCAAUAGUAUUUAUUGAGUGCUUACUGUGUGCAGAGCACUGUACUUAGCGCUUGGGAGAGUACAAUAUAACAGAGUUGGUAGAGAUAUAUGCGACAUUAUUUCAGAAAACUCUGUGACGUGAAACAGUGUGUCUAGCAAUGUAGGGAAAAAUCCAGAAUUAACAUUUAAGACCUAAAUCUUCAAUCAGAUUGUUUUAGGAGACACAUGUUAACGGUUAUGUGUGCCAUCAUAAUUACAUCUCAUACCUCUUUUUGAGCUUGUGUAAAUAUGGCCUACUUAGAAAAAUUUCGUUUUAAAUGUUGUGGUAAUUGUUGACACUAUUUCACUGUUUGUAGCCAAUGGAAAAUUUGUCCUUGGUCACCACGAAAACAAAGCUGGAGUCUGAAAUGUGUUCCCAGGAAUUUAGAAAUGCGUGGGAUAAAUAAGCACCUUGGAUCUUUGGGUUUUGAUUUUGGAAACUGCCCGCCCUUAGGUAUCUAACAUCCUCAUUCACCCUUUUGUAGCUUAAGGAUUCGAUGACAUAAGACACUGCUCUAAGUUUGGUUGUUCUUUAUACAGUUUGUAUAUCAUAGUAUGGAUACCCAGGUCUAUAUGAAUGUGUGGGUGGUUUUUGUGUGUAUGAAUGUGUAUCCGAUGGGCGUGAGUGUGUGGCUGCUUCUAGGCUACUAAGUGUCAAUGGAAUAAAGAAAAUGUAUCAAAAAACUUGUCAAAAAUAGAAGGUGGAGGAAAGAUUUAUUCUAUACAAAGCCUUGUCUGGACCACUUUAGAGAGACUUCUAUUUUUUUAACCCUUCUAUAAAUAUUUGAUGGCACUUGAAAUAUUCCUGCAAUAAAAUGUGAUUUGUGUAAAGAAAAAAAAAGAUUUUGUAAUGUGAAACAAUGAAAGAAAGUAAUGUAAUUUUCUAAAAAAAAAUACAAACUAACAAACUUUGUAUUAUUUUCUUGAUGGAAUUUGUCUAUCUGUCUUUGGAAAACUUUUUAUUUCAUUGAAUGUGCCAUAGUAGAAAUGUGUUUUUAAGUUUUAGACUAAGGAAUAGCUGUUUUGUGUUCCGACAUUCCAAGAUGCGAGAUGACAUAGCAGAAUUCUAAGUAAAAGGUUUAAUUAGUAUGUAAGCUUUUAUCAUUGUUGCUUUUUUGCACAUGUUCUUCAUUCCUCUAUAGUGCAAUAUGUACAUAGAGCACUUGCAGGUGUACUUUGAUCCCUCAGGGAAAAAUACAUAUUUGUACAGUUUUUUUUGCCUUUUUUUUUUUUUGCUAUGGAAUGUCGAUCGAAUCACUUGUUUGGUGUUGAGGAGCAGCCAGAUAAUAAUCCUAAAGCCACUGUCUUAAAAUAUUGAUUAUUUAAUUACUUGUGUCCUAGCACUAAGGGUUGUUUGGGUUUUUUUGAAAAAUUUUCUCACAGUUCUUUGUGCUGAUUAGUGAAAAUAGGGUAAAUAAGCACCUUAUGAUUGACUUAACUGUGAAUGACAAUCCAUCUUGUUAUCAACAAUAGAAGCCCUAUCAUUUUGGAGUUGGGGUUAAGAGUCAGAAACUAAUGUGCUCAGGGAUCUUCUAAAACUCUUCAAACAGGGUGGCCAGUACUACUGGGACAAAUUGUGUUUUUUUUAUUAAUAUAAUAAAAUCCCUCCAAGGCACAAGUGAACUGUCUAGAGCUAUUUGUAUUUAAUCUCUGUUUAUGUUUAUCUUAUUCCAUUGUGUGAAUAUUUUGUUCUCCUGUGUGUGAAAAACAUUACACCUAGCAUUUCCCAAGUAGAGCAAAGUGUGGUAGCCUGCUCUCAAACUGGAUAAUACACUGACAGAGGAAUAUCCAUUUGUGUAUAUCAUUUAGGAAUUUUACAGUUAUAAUGUACUCAAUCACGUCACACCAUUACGCAUGAGAAAGUGUUUGAUAUUAUACAUGUGAUAAAUAUCAAAAGAAAACCCUUAUGAAUGGAUGUCAUAAAGAAAGGGCCUUAAAGAAAUCAGCUAGAGCCAACUUCUGCCUCAAUACAAGGAGGAGUGUAGCAAGCAGGGCAAAUUGAAUGGCAACAAAUUAGAAUAUUCCAUUGUGUGCUCUCUUCCAAAGGAAGCCAGAUGUCAUGCCUGUAUUUAACAGUCCAGGAUGGUCAGUUGAAUAUUCUGAUAGCACAGGGCAGUGACUACCAGCCCAAGUGCAACAGUAUUAAUCCAUCAUCUGGGACAAUUUUCCUGGAUUCAACCCUAAUAUCUUACAUGCCUCCCUGAACUGCUGCAAACCCUAUGCAGUUGAGACUUCUGUUUUGCCCUAGAAUUAAGCAGAAAGGUUUUUUUUAUGGUAUUUGUUAAGCGCUUACUCUGUGCCAGCAACUGUAAUAAGUACUGAGGUAGAU
Molecule: messenger RNA, 7051 nt
Organism: Tachyglossus aculeatus (Australian echidna)
Lineage: Eukaryota; Metazoa; Chordata; Mammalia; Monotremata; Tachyglossidae
Gene: RORA
Product: RAR related orphan receptor A
Exons: 10
Coding region: 90-1496 (468 amino acids)
Biological process (GO): regulation of transcription by RNA polymerase II; negative regulation of inflammatory response
Cellular component (GO): nucleus
Molecular function (GO): RNA polymerase II cis-regulatory region sequence-specific DNA binding; zinc ion binding; nuclear receptor activity
Source: RefSeq, a predicted model, not a curated record